AGUGAAUCCGUUCAGAUAUGGUCGAUAUCAAUUAUGAGUUCCCUGCUAUUCCCAAGAAGUUUAACGAGUUCGUAAUCAAGCCGGAUCAGGUCCAGGUCAGCGGAGAAAUGUGGGAGUCUGCGUUAUCGCUUCAGAACACCAGCCAGUGUGGAAUACUUUACAAGGUGAAAUGCACAUCAAAUGCCCGUAUCGAGAUAGACGACUGCGCUGAUAUUCUUCUUCCAGACAAAGAAGUACAGGUACUGUUCAGAAAGAAGUCCGCAGGGAAGGAGCAAGAUCAGUUGAUUGUACUAUUUUGUCUUGUAGGAAAGCAGUGGAUGAGUGAAAAUUCAAAUGCGUUCAGAUGUUGGGAACGAGUAAAGAAACAAGAUGUCAUUGUCAAAAGAAAAAUCAUUGAUGUUAUUGAAAAAUAAUGGAAAGC
Molecule: messenger RNA, 421 nt
Organism: Cylicocyclus nassatus
Lineage: Eukaryota; Metazoa; Nematoda; Chromadorea; Rhabditida; Strongylidae
Source: the annotation of a GenBank genome assembly